UUCGAAUGGUGGCCAUAUUGAAAUGUUCCUUAUUGUCGCUGGUUACACGCUGCUGCAGUGAAGUCGGCACACACCACCUGUUCCGUAUCUCGGUCUGUCAACUCUUUUUUCAUUCUACCACGUGGACUUAAACUGGAGAGCUGAAGUCUGUUUUCCCCUAGCAUCUGAUUACCGCCUGUUCCCGGGCACAACUGCGAGAAAGGAUGGCUGCACCCAAUGCCGGAGAUUCUAAGACGCAGACUGUAGAUGGGGCUGGAAGGGGUGCUCCGAGGGGGCGAAGGUUGCCUGCUUCUCUCUCCCCUGGUCGCCUGCCAUCCAUGCGCUCCAGGGACCUGACGCUGGGAGGGGUGAAAAAGAAAACCUUCACACCUAACAUCAUUGGACGAAAGGUCAAGGAAGAGCAGAAGGCUGAUGGAGGACAAAGACGAGACAAGAAAGACUAUGAUAAGGGCCGUCAAAGAGACGGGCGUGGUAGAGGCCGUGGGCGUCCAGAAGUGAUCCAGUCCCACUCCAUCUUUGAGCAAGGCCCUGCGGAGUUGAUGGCCAAAAGGAGAACUGCGGCUGGCUUUGAUGACGCUCGAGAAACACCCAACUCUGGCCCAAGUCCCAUCAUCAACAUUAAAAAAGAAAAGAGGGAGACUGAGGAAGAGACCAAGGAGAUUCUACGCAAGUUGGAGAAAGAUAAUUUCCUGGAUGACCCCCAUCUGAAGAACGAUGCAAAGAGCUGUCCUGUGCAACUUCCCCUGGCUGUGUCCGGCUGGGUCUUCAAGGAGGAGUUCAGAGAAGACAGUGAUGAGGAUGACAAGCAUGAGAGUACUGAGGAACAUUCUGGAAAUCCAAGUACAGAAACUUCACCUCUUAUUAAUAUUAAGCAGGAGCCAGAUCUUAUAGAAGUAAAGAAACAGGAGCCCUCUUACAGGCCUCCGCCCCUCCCUCAACCUGAUGUGCUCUCAAAGCUUCUGGAGUCCUGGAAUCAGCCCAAAGGGGUCGAGUUGUUUUUUAUGCAACUUCCUGAUUCACUUCCAGGGCAGCCACCAACAACUGAUGUCAGACAAACCAAAACAGAGGUCCCGUCCGAGUGUGGUCAAGCAGUCCUCCAGAAGACAGAAACACCGGAGGCUGAGGAGGACGGGAGCUGUAACCUGCGGGACCUGCAGGAGGGUCUGGUGGGGCGUGUGCUGGUCAGGAAGUCCGGUCGGGUGCAGUUUGUUCUUGGGAACGUGACCUUAGAUGUGGAUCUUGGAACCAGCAGCUCCUUCCUCCAGGAGCUGGUGUCAGUGGGCAUUGAGGGCCGGAGUGGAACCAUGUCUGUCUUGGGGCACAUCAAGCAUAAACUCGUCUGUUCCCCUGAUUUCCAAGCCCUUCUGGAAAACAAGGCAUGAGGAAACAUUUGUCAGAGGCUGCAAACAAGACAGUUCAGCAUUGUAUUAAAACAUUAUUAUGAGUGUUUUUGUUUGAAUAAAAUGCUUGUAAAUACACAUCAGCUGUAAUGCAGUGGCAGUAAAACUUAGCUGAACUGUUUAAAUUCCUGUGAUGUACCAUCAUGCAUAAUGUAUAUAUGCAUAUAUGAAGUUUGAGAUAUGUGUGUGUGUGUAUAUACAAUAUAAUUUUAACUUGUAAUGUCACAAUUUAUUUUCACAGACCAUUUAAUCCAGUCAAAUAUAACUGGUUUGGGCUUCAAAUCUAGUUCUGUUGGCAUAUGCUGUAUGCAUUUUAUUUUGGCCUUUACUAGUAGGCACAAUCAUAAUCUUGUCCUAGUUUUGCGUGCAGGUUUUUGUCUUUACUGUCUGUUGUCUGACUGCAGACUACUUAAAAACGAACUUUUUUUCAGGUUUGUCAUUAGAAAUGUGUAGGACAAUUUUCUCACAUAAUGGUUGGGUAUACAGGUGAGCUUACAAUUGCUAAUAAAAAAGAAUAUUAUUUGCUAAUAGCCUACAUGAAAGUUAGAGUUAGGAUUUUUUAAACUUGCAGAAGGCCCUGACUGCCUUACCUUUUUGUGAAACUCAAUAUUGUAUUACAAAAAUCACCAUUAGGCAUCACCUGGAUUAUAUAUAGGUCCAGUAGCCAAAUAUUUUGAAUAAAAGAUGAAAAAUAAGUAUACAGACAACAUUUGGUAUGGCAAGGGUUUUUAUGCUGUAUAUGGAGUUUGUUUUAUUGUGUGAUUCUUCAAAAUAAACAUCACAAGAAUGUU
This is a messenger RNA of Clupea harengus (Atlantic herring), 2191 nucleotides long. RefSeq names its product polymerase (RNA) III (DNA directed) polypeptide D (gene polr3d). Gene Ontology annotation, molecular function: DNA binding. The record is from RefSeq and is a predicted model, not a curated record. Lineage: Eukaryota; Metazoa; Chordata; Actinopteri; Clupeiformes; Clupeidae. Gene Ontology annotation, biological process: tRNA transcription by RNA polymerase III. Gene Ontology annotation, cellular component: RNA polymerase III complex.